Molecule: messenger RNA, 507 nt
Organism: Strongyloides ratti
Lineage: Eukaryota; Metazoa; Nematoda; Chromadorea; Rhabditida; Strongyloididae
Exons: 2
Coding region: 1-507 (168 amino acids)
Source: RefSeq, a predicted model, not a curated record
AUGCCAAACUUGAAAAGAAAUUCUACUUGUUUGAUUGAUAAUGUAUUUGAUACAGAAUCUGAUGCUCAACCACCAUUAAAAAAAGCCAAACUUUUAUCAGUAUUUAGUAAUCAUGUUAAAACAAAGCUAAGAAAUCUUUCUUUUUCAAAAUCACUUUUUAGACCUAAAAGUAAAACAAAGUGUGAUACUAUUUAUUUUCCUGGUCUUGAUUUAGAAAAAUCACAAUCAAGUGAAAUAAAAUUGUUAACAAAAGAACCAAAGAAUAACAAAUCAACAAAUUUUCUUUAUUCAAAAAAUUUUAUACCUAAUAAUAAUUUUUAUAGAAAUAUAUCUUUUGAACAUACAAAUAUGCAUUUUUUACCAUCAAAAAAAUUGAAAAAUGAUAAUAUAAAAAAUUUUGUAACAUUUGAUACAAGUUUUACUAAAAAUGUUAUUGGUAAUAGUCAACCAAAUAAAAGAUUUAGAAUGGACCAAGAAGCUUUGGCAAAAAAUAUUAUUGGUAUGUAG